Messenger RNA from Meloidogyne enterolobii, 765 nucleotides. The record is from the annotation of a GenBank genome assembly. Lineage: Eukaryota; Metazoa; Nematoda; Chromadorea; Rhabditida; Meloidogynidae.
AUGUCUAAUGUUUGUGAUGGAUUUAUUCAAAUUUUUGAUAUUGGUGAUAGUUCUUUUAUUGCAUUUGAAGAUUCCGAACAAAUACUUCAAAAAUAUAGAUUAAUUUGUUCAUCGUUUUAUCAUUCAAAGUGUGCAGAAGAUAGCAAUGUUUUGCCCUUUUUGCCGGUUAUUUUGUUUUCAGAACAAGUGCAGGUUUUGGUUGAAAAUGGUAUGAAGGGGGUUUUAAAUAGAAUAAAUUUUUUAAAAUUUGAAGGUUUUGCUCAGAUUUGUCGUGUCAAUAAUUCAAUUGAAGGUAUUGAAUCAUUUUCAGAAAUUAAUGGCAAACUAGAUAAAUCUGAACCGAAAAGAAAAAGAGCUUUAUUUGGGGCAGAUGCACCUUCUAAUCUUCUCAAAAUUCGAAAAAUAGAUCAUUUAAAUGAAAAUAAUAAUAACGAGAAAGCAACUUCUAAUGAAAUUGAGAGCUGUGAAAAUGAAGAAUUACAAUUAAUUAUUAAUGAACUUCGUUUACGAAAUGUGGAGAAAGAGAUGAAUUCAAAAAGAAAUUUAAAUUCUUAUGCUUAUGAAAAACCCCCUGGCGAACAACAUUCUCUUUUUAUGGUUAUUUGUAGUGAUGUAAAUAAAUCAUUAAAUUCAUAUAAUUUAAUUGCUACUUCACGUGUUAGUACACAAGUAAAAAAGAAAAUUCUAUUGGCUGUAGUAAGUCCUGGAACUCUUUUACCCUAUUAUUUAGAAAUGAAUUGGUGGAAAGGAGAUGGAAAUCGUUAA